ACAGGAGGAGGUCAGUGAAGAAGAAGGACUGGAAGAGCGCAGAAGGACCCCCAUCUGAAAAGCCACCUCCCCCUUCUGCUUAUUUACCAACAAGGAUUUUGCCCGUUCAACUCUGUCAGCAGAUCUACUGUGAGGAAAGCAACCCGUCGACCGUGGCACACCGGGCGCUAAAUGAGCACAAGAGCCACCAAACUUGGAUUUGGGCUCAAAGUGGAGAAAAAGACGCACCGACGAGCGCGCACUUACCGGAAAAAAGUGCACACAGGCCGUGACCGUUGCCUUACUCAAUGCAUACCCUUUGUGCCCGGGGAACCAUGAAACCAGAAAUCAACGCUGCCGUGGGAUUUUUGUCGAGAUUUCUGCGGGUAAAAGGACACGUAAACGAUCGACAAGUCCAAACAUUCAGCCAGAGCCUACAGGACAUUUUGUCAGAACAAUACAAGCACCACUGGUUCCCAGACAGGCCCUGCAAAGGUUCAGGGUACCGCUGCAUCCGCAUCAACCACAAGAUGGAUCCUUUGGUGGGGCAGGCAGGCCAGCGCAUCGGCUUGACCAUCCAGCAACUCUACCUGCUGCUGCCCAGCGAGCUCACGCUCUGGGUGGACCCUUUCGAGGUGUCCUACCGCAUCGGUGAGGACGGGUCUAUCUGCGUCCUGUACGAGUCACAGCCUGUGCCAACAGUCAUGCAAGGAACGGUGGUCGCCAGCUCACCCUCAGGGAGCGGCAGCUCGGGGAGCCCCAUGGUGGACAGCCACAUAAGCUGCAAGGAGGAACUGAUGGUGUUGGGCAGAGCCAGUCCCUCCAAAACAUACAACAUGAUGACUGUGUCCAGUUAAAUGGUGCACACUUUUUGCCGGGCCUACUUAGCGUUCAGGGUCACACCUUGGUCAGUCAAAAUGAAUUUGACUGGAUCAGGGUGAGCCUUUUUAAAAGCUAAGAAUAUGAAAUGAAACAAACAAAUGAAAAAAAAAAACAGAGGAUUUGCCCUAUCAUCCAGGUAAUGGAAACCUUGUAGGUUUUAUAUACCCCCGCGUUAUCUGUUUUGUUGUGUCAUUGGAUCAGCUGAGUACUCAAUUUUUUUGAGUCCUUAUGGAGAGUGAACUGUUAGGGCAGCUACACCACCUGACCAGGACCACCCCCCCCCCCAUCCACCACCCAACUGUAAACACGGUGAUCAGCUUCAUCCCUAAAGGGUCUGUCAGCAUUGACUUUGCACUUUUCUUACUUGUGGUUACUAUGGGUACAUGUGAAAUACACCACAGCAAAAAGAAACAAAAAAAAACCGCACCAAAUUGAACCAAAUUUAUUCAGAGAAUUAUCCCCCUUGAUAGUCAAAGUUUGAUGUUUUCUUUUUGAGGAGGAAGUUGACCGAAGACCGAAUUUUCUGUACAAUCCAAUUUCGGACCACAGUGAAGCUUUACCUGUUAGAGAUUGAAGCUAACCUGGACUCCCCUUCUCCCAGAAACUCAACCUACUCCUGGCCUAUGUCUAAGUGGCAAGUGCUUGCGACAACUGUUACCUAUGGCUACCAGUGUGUCAGCUGCACUCCCAUAAACCAUAUGUGUAGCUUUCUGGGGGAGGGCAGAGGUCUUUCAUUUCCCCUUCAAGUUAAUGAAUGUUGAAAUUCACAAUCAAGUUUCUGUGUCUGUCCCCUUUUUCUUCACCGUAUGAUCUCCUACUUCGCCAAAUUGCAAAGUGGAGCAAAGAAGGAAGGGGCAAUUCUAUCCAAAUCCGUUAGAAUUGACAUUGAAUGCACUUUGACAUCUGAUUGUGCGGGAUGUUUUUUCUUUUUUUGUUUUUUAAUCACCUGCGUUCCAUCCAUUCAAAUGUCAUCUUUUCACCAUUUUUACCCGGCCUCCUUAUUUGCUUCUGUUUAUACUGUAGCUCCCUGGUUGGAAUAGACGGCUGUCUCUCCAACGGGGAGUGUGAGACUGGAUUUCAAAAGCAUUUUUUUUUUUUACACUGUAUUUGUGAGCAUUUUAGAGCUUUUGAUUGGAGAUAGGGGAUGUUUUUUGGUGGUAGGCGAGAAGUUGUGGUGUUCACGUGGCACUGUUCAUGAAGCUGUUAUAUACAGCAGGUUUAUUCCGAGGUGUCUGGACUAAUUGACGGGCAGGGAGCACUGACUUGUUUUUGACUUGAAUUUUUAAAGCAACACCAGGCCUUGUCAGCCUUUUUAUUUCACAUCGGUCAGUGAUCUCCGAGGGCCCUUACUUUUUAAAAGGGAAGUCCUUUUAUAAGCUUUGGAGGUACAUUUGUCUGACCUCUUCUCAUGAAUUAUGAGCCAUUAGCGAUUUCUAAGUGUUCACCAGAAAACGUGGUGGUCUUGACUGCCCACAGAAACACAAACACACACAGCCUGGCAGCUUUGCCCUCCCCACGCCCAAUUCGAGUGCCUCAACUGCCACAUAUCAACCCCCAGCUCAGACCUCCCUUACAGCCAACGCCAGCACUGCUAGACAGACACCACCACCCCGACCCCACGUAUCCAGGUAGACUUAAUGUGACACAUAUCACCAUACAUCCCCACCCAUAGUGGAGUCAGCAAAGGAAUGCCAAGAUAUGGGCGGUCUGUUUUGUGGUGGAGGAGCGGGGCAGUGCCAGAGCCGGACUCUUGUCCAGGGCAGCUAAAAUCCCUCUGGCUCUACUCACUCAGAAAGUGGUUACCAUCCCUAUCCAGACAACUUCUGCCCUCAGUUUGCAGUGACAGAUAAAUAAACCAGCAGACACACACACGUAAACAAAUGGAGUGGGGGCGGGAGGCGAUAAACUCUGAAGACCAGAUGAAUAAUUUAGGGUACCAUAGCGUUGUUGUCUCGUUUUCAUUUCACUGGAUUGCGCUACAUCUAAUUACUGAGUCGCAUCAUUGUUUACAUGCAUAUGAAAGAUGUGAUGGCUGCACCCAAAACCGGGUUCUGGGGCUGUAUUUGUCACAGCAGGCUGGGCGAUUUUAAGCUCCCCUAAGCCUGAAAGGAUCACGAGUAAUCGAGCUAUAGCCUUUGACGCACUGCACCCCGUAUUUGCCUCACGCUCUGCUGAUACACCCUUCAGUACUGUGUGUGGCAGGGAAAAAAAAAAAAAAAAAAAAAAAAGCACAAUUCUAUGUUGUGUUCAAGAAGAGCAGCUGGUUAAGUUUCCACCGCUGUCUCUUUCCCAUAGAUCUAACACGAUAUGAUAGUUGUAUUUUAUGGUCACACUGGUAGAUUUUCCCCCUCCUCUUCUUAAGAAGUUUGAAGACCCACAAUUUAAGAAAACAACCAAAUCCCCUUUGACGCCUUCUCAACCGUUACCACCACCAACAGAAAAUGGCUUACAUCCUCAGUAGGGGUAGCGAUUUCAAUGGCAUCCAUUCAGCGUGUGCGGACAUAGCUUUCAGAAUUGUCGUAGAGUGCUUGGAGUUAAAAAAAAAAAAAAUUAAAAACAUAAAUAAAGAUUUUAAAAUAGCACAUUAAAUGCACUAAAAUGUCAAAACAUUUUCUUCUGGAGACGCAAGUAGUCUCACUUGGAAUGUAUUGCCAAACUCAGGCCUCGGAUAUUCAACAAAAGACUUAUGAAAAGCUUGUUAAGUGUGUUAAGACGUAAUACAGAAAGGGAACAAAUGUUUUUUUGUUGUCAAUAUUGUCAUCAACUCGAUCAAUUAUUGCCACUUUCACAUUUGGGGUGCUUUACAUCUUGUAAAAUGUAUUGUGACUACAAGCAAUGGUAGAGUGCAUAACAGUACACAUGGGAAGUGCCAAUAAUUAAGGUGUUUAUUUUUUCAAUGUGUUCCUUUUUGUAAGUCAUCUUUUAACAUGGGUAACGCUUACUGUAAGUGAAGCCAUUUUUGAAGAAAGUGUUGGCAAGGACCAAAGUUGUUUUGGUUUUUAAGGACUAGUUUCCAAAAUCUGUAAUCAUAGACUUAUCCUUUGUUUAUUUUUUAUUUACAUACAAAAGCAAAAAAAAAAUUACAAAAAAAAAAAAAAACAAAAACUUGAGCUUACCCAAGAAAAAAAGCUUGUGAUCUCAUGUCAUCGUUAUCUUGAGUUUUAUUGUUUUUUUUGUUUUUUUCUUUCCUUGGGUAUGUUGUGAUGAACUGCUGUAAAUUUGUACAGUUCAUGUAAAUUGAUUGUGCCGAAGUUGUACAGAUUUCUAUAUUUUGGAAGAGAGUUUUUUCUCUGUAAUAAAAGAUUUCCUAUCUUGGCAUCAUAUA
This is a messenger RNA of Syngnathoides biaculeatus (alligator pipefish), 4186 nucleotides long. It is a transcript of the gene btg1, whose product is annotated as B-cell translocation gene 1, anti-proliferative. NCBI's taxonomy places the organism in Eukaryota, Metazoa, Chordata, Actinopteri, Syngnathiformes, Syngnathidae. Gene Ontology annotation, biological process: negative regulation of cell population proliferation; negative regulation of mitotic cell cycle. The record is from RefSeq and is a predicted model, not a curated record. Gene Ontology annotation, cellular component: nucleus; cytoplasm. The coding region runs from base 288 to 836 and encodes 182 amino acids. The transcript is spliced from 2 exons.